AUGCCCAAGAUUAUUGGAUAUACACCGCCGUUCCUGUCGCGACCGUCGCCAGGCUCCAGAAUCUUCACGGACCCGGAGCCUCAAUCGCCUGCCUCUCCCUCCAAACGCACCUCUUACCUCGGCGCCCUCCCUUCGACACAAUACCAAGGACCUAGAAGAUUGGUCGCCAGCAGGGGGACGGAAGUCUUUACGGUCGUGGGGAAUAAAAUCAGAUGGGCAGACCUCAGCGCAGUUCGGGAUGAAUGGGAGGACAGCACCCAGUCUGGCACCAGUCGGUUUGGCCAGUCUCGCUCCGACGCAACGGAGGCCACUGGAGACAGCGUCUACAGAACCCUAGCUGUUCCUGUCUAUUAUCAGAUUCGUCAAAUUUCGAUCUCCCCGUCCGGCCUGUUUCUGGCAAUAUGUACUGAACAUACUGUCCACAUCGCAGUGCUUCCAGAUCCAUCACGGCUGAAGGAGCAUGACCGCUCACCAUUGAAAGUGAAAACAUACCAACUGGGUCCUACGGUCCAUGUCAUACCAGAAUCUCCGCUCGCAUCUGUGCUAUGGCACCCCUUGGCCUAUGCUACUGCUUCCACGGAUUGUCUUGUUACGGUUACUGCCGAAGCAGCGGUCCGAGUUUGGGAAUUCGACAAGGCAAACGGCUGGUCUCUCGACCGUCCAAAACUGGCCAUAGACCUCCGCAAACUCGCCGAUGGCGUCUCGUGCGACCAAGACUUUGAGCCGUCUGGCUUCGGCAAAACUCGUGGAUUUUCCGUCGAUGAUUUCGACAUGGAGGUUUCUGCCACGUGUUUUGGUGGUCGGGGUAGAGAGGACGAAGAUGCCUGGGCGAGCAUGACCCUUUGGGUUGCCAUGAGGAACGGGGAUCUGUACGCUCUGUGCCCACUGCUACCAUCGAGGUGGAAGCCAACGUCAACCACUAUUCCCUCGCUAACCACGACUGCUGUCUCACGAAUGGCGGCAAUCAAUGACGACGAGACAGACAUGGACGAAAGACGGGCCGCGGACCAGCAGUACGAGUGGGUCCAAGAAAUCGACAACGAGGAGCCCCAGAUUCAUCAAUCGACGGAUAGCCUUGGCGAAUUUGAGUUUCGUUUUAGACCGCAGAACCCGAGCGCAAUUCCACGCCUUCAAGGGCCUUUUACGAUUGUCCCCGAGGAAGAUGCUACGGAGAUUGAGGUGUCCGAUAUCCACAUAUUUCCUGCGAAGCUUGAUGAACAAGACCUUUUUGAGGGUGAGGACGACUAUGAAAUCGACCAGGGACUUGUCCAGCCUAUCCCCUUCACAACUAUUUGUGUGACCACAGCAGAGAAUCAAGUUUGGUUUGCUAUUGACCUCGAUGGCGUAACAGGACAGUGGCUGCCCAAGAAAGGGAAAAGCACAUUCGGGGUGCCUUCAUCCGACGCUACAGCCCUUACAUUGGUCGAUGUCGUGACACUUGACGGAUCGGCCACGGAUGCUGCAGGUAGUUGGCCCGUUUUCACGCAGGACAUUGCCCACAAUUAUUCAAUUUUUGUGACCACCUCGAAGCAUGUCUACUCAUUGUCCUUGAAUGAUUGGGUUACUCAGCUAGGUGCCGAACUAUCUGGGACUGAACCUGUCGAUCCUGGCCUGAGGACUAGGCUGGAAACCCGAUGUCAGAGUAGAGUCUGUCUGACCGACAAGUUAAUUGAGGUCCGCGAGCCUUCAGAGGCCCUUUCGGCGCCAACCAUCAUUGACGAUACGUCGUUGGGAUACUUCCUCCUGACUGCAACUUCGAACGCUCCUUAUGGAGUGGUUUUCGACCAGGUGCCUAUAGGUACUUCAACUGUCGGCCCUUCACUUACAGAUUUCACAAUGUCGUCUAGUCAUCUAGAAUCUCAACUCGCAAAUAUUCCGAGCUCGCCCAUCGAAACGGUUCCUGCGCGAGAGCCAUAUUGUCCUCCGAAGAUCUUCUACUUCAACCAGCAUAUUCCAAUCGAUUCCAUGCGCCAACGUCUACCACCACAUCUCAAAAAAGCCAUUUCCGAACGACCUAUGCGUUUGAGCCCGGCCAUGCUAGAGAUUAUGACUUUCGCCCACCGCGCGGUCGGUGUGCAGUCUGCUGGACUCGAGAAUGCAGCUGCCGAACUCUUCCGGCGGUGUGAGCGCCUCCGAGUCGAACUUGCUGGCCAGGUCAAGCAGAUGACCGAACUCGCUCAACAACUGCAGCGUCUUACUGCUAGUACGGAAGAAGAUGAAAAUGGCAAUGUCAAGGAAAGGAAGACGCCCGAGACGAGGAUCAAGGAGGCGCGAGAGAGGCAGAGCAAGCUGGUGGCGAGAUAUGAGGCGCUUAGAAGAAAGGUGGGACGUGUCGGAUCGGCGAACAGGGAGCUGAGCUCUAAGGAGCUCGCCUGGAUGCAUGAGAUUGAGAGCCUUGGUCGGAAUGUCGGUAUUGUUGGUGAGGAGGAGGACGACGAGCAAGAGGGUGGCAGACGAGACACCACUCUCGACAAGCGAUUUGCGACGGUCAAACAACUUACUCGUUCCCUGGUAGAAGAGGCUCACGGCAUUGAAAAACAGCAGCAACAACCCCCAGCCUCACCAAAAGGUCCCCCAGCCCUGGACGCAUCCAUAUCCUCGAUCUCGGCAUCAUCGAUCACGCCAUCUAUGUCCGCGUCACAAAUCACUCUGACAUCCCGGCCCAGCGGAGCCGCCGCGUCCCCGAGAAGCUCCAAAUUCAGCGGACUGGGUGUUUCCAGCCGACUGCAAAAGGAAGCCAUUGCGGAUAUUAUGGCCGCGGUCGAGAGAGAAAGUGCCGUGAUCGAGGCGGCCAUGAGACGACUCGAGAGACUUAAGAUGGAGUAUUAG
Fonsecaea erecta is the source of this 2829-nucleotide messenger RNA. RefSeq lists its product as hypothetical. Gene Ontology annotation, biological process: ribosomal large subunit export from nucleus; protein import into nucleus; mRNA export from nucleus. Gene Ontology annotation, molecular function: structural constituent of nuclear pore. Gene Ontology annotation, cellular component: nuclear pore. The transcript has 3 exons. Lineage: Eukaryota; Fungi; Ascomycota; Eurotiomycetes; Chaetothyriales; Herpotrichiellaceae. The record is from RefSeq and is a predicted model, not a curated record. The coding region runs from base 1 to 2829 and encodes 942 amino acids.